Anopheles bellator is the source of this 1533-nucleotide messenger RNA. RefSeq names its product zinc finger protein 48-like. Gene Ontology annotation, cellular component: chromosome. Gene Ontology annotation, biological process: regulation of transcription by RNA polymerase II. The record is from RefSeq and is a predicted model, not a curated record. NCBI's taxonomy places the organism in Eukaryota, Metazoa, Arthropoda, Insecta, Diptera, Culicidae. The transcript has a single exon. Gene Ontology annotation, molecular function: chromatin insulator sequence binding. Bases 1 to 1533 code for a protein of 510 amino acids.
AUGAGUUCGGCCAGACUGCCGCCACCCGCGUACUACUAUCUCCAAGCAUCGAAAAAUGAGGACGGCGAAGAUGAUGAGGAUUUAUACGAUUCCAACGGCACUCUUAUUACUUCCGACUACCUAAACGAUGUGGUUGCCCAAUCCAUGUCCAACUUGUACAGAGUUCUCUACGAUUCUAAAGACAAUCCGCUGUACAAGUGCAAUGAGUGCGACACGAUCCUUCGCAACACCGGGCACUUGGUAGGCCACAUUGCCGUGCACACGGGCGAGAACCCUUACGUUUGUCACCUGUGCCAGCGUCCGUUCUCCAAUUCCACGCGUCUGAAACUCCAUCUUAAGGUCCACUGCAUCAUGAAACCGCAACCCGGAUUGACGGUGACACGCGUAUCCAGGUUAUCUCCGCACGGCCCACCGACUGCGACGACAAGUAUCCCGAAUCUCGAGAUAUCGGUUAAGAACGACGAUUCUACGGCCAAAUGGCGGUGCAUUGAGUGUGGCGAUAACUUCCCGAAAAUCAAACUCUACCAACACAUGAAGCAGCACCUGAUGGAGAAAAACAUUUUCGUAGAGAAAACGCACAGUUGCGUGCGCUGUGGAGUAACUUUUGAUAAAACCCAGGCACUUCAGCGGCAUUCGGAUGAGUGCACCGGUGAAGUAUCGGAAAUUACCAAGGGAAGACACUAUAUCAACUCGGAGGUGGAGUUGGUGCCUCUCCGAAAACCCGACUCGGAUUCGGAUGUGAAUCCCAUCGAAGCUAAUCCAAUUCUAUCCGGAUUGUUGAUGAGAGAGCGUUCCGAACUACCGGCUGCUGGAAUGAUGGCAUCAUCGGACCACGAGGAGCAGCGACCUAUGUCCGAGUCAUGGCGAUCACCGGAAGGUUUGCCCGGGGACGCCACUCCCGACGCAGGUUUCGUGAUCAGCUCCGUGGCUACCGUAGAUGAAAAGUUUCUUGAAAGUCUCGCACAAAUGGAGCUUCAAGCGCGCACACCGGAGCCCGACGAGGUACCAGAAACAGAAACAGAGCCCGAGAAAUUGCUCAGUUCGUCAGACGAUAACAUUCCCACCUGCGGUAUCUGCGGCAAGGCAUUCAACGAGCCGUUCGGUUUGCGACAGCACAUGCGCAUUAAGCACGCCAAUACGAAGCCGUACAAGUGUCCGGAGUGUAAGAAAAGUUUCUCCCAGGAACGCUACAUGCUGAUCCAUUUGCGCAUUCACAUCAGCGCUCGACCCUUCAUCUGCAUCGUCUGCUACAAAACGUUCACACGCGCCGCGGGCCUUCACGGGCACAUGGCCUCGCAUGCGCACGAUACGAUCCAGUGCAUCGAGUGCUCGCAGGUUACAUUUAGCGUACAAAACUACGCCCGCCACAUCGAUAGUUGCCAUCCAAACUUUUGCCACCGUCUCGACCAGAUCAAGCUGGACAAGCCGGAGCACGAGCGGUUCAGGUUUUUGCGCCAGCUGCUGGCCCAAAGCCUUGUGGCCAUUGCCGACUCACAGGCACCACCGGAUACCGGAGCUUCCGGUCAGACGUAG